Messenger RNA from Danio aesculapii, 2591 nucleotides. RefSeq names its product NRAS proto-oncogene, GTPase (gene nras). Gene Ontology annotation, biological process: Ras protein signal transduction. NCBI's taxonomy places the organism in Eukaryota, Metazoa, Chordata, Actinopteri, Cypriniformes, Danionidae. Gene Ontology annotation, molecular function: GDP binding; GTPase activity; GTP binding. The transcript has 5 exons. Gene Ontology annotation, cellular component: plasma membrane. The record is from RefSeq and is a predicted model, not a curated record. The coding region runs from base 285 to 851 and encodes 188 amino acids.
GUCGCCGUGAAUCGUGAAGUUCUGGGGAAGCUGCUGGCUCAACUCUUAUUCAAAACUUUGGCCAGACUUGUUUAACGGCUGUUUAUAAUACCUGAAUUUGUGGCCUCGUUGCGAAUCCGGUUAGCGCGGGUUACGCUGCUUCCUGACGGGUGUGAAGUGACUUUUGGAGCGCUCCUCAUGGCAUUAUUUUGGGCGAGGGAGCAGUAAUUAGCAGAGCCCUGUUGAUCAGAUCAGCCAGAGGUCGCAGAACUGCAGUGUAAGCGGUGGUCCCUCAGGACUGUAAGAUGACUGAGUAUAAGCUGGUUGUUGUGGGAGCAGGAGGUGUUGGGAAGAGCGCAUUAACAAUCCAGCUCAUCCAGAAUCACUUUGUGGAUGAAUAUGACCCCACUAUUGAGGACUCCUACAGGAAGCAGGUGGUGAUUGACGGUGAGACGUGUCUGCUGGACAUCCUGGACACUGCAGGUCAGGAGGAGUACAGCGCAAUGAGAGACCAGUACAUGAGGACAGGAGAGGGUUUCCUUUGCGUCUUCGCUAUCAACAACAGCAAAUCCUUCGCCGAUGUGCAUUUGUACAGAGAGCAGAUCAAGCGUGUGAAGGACUCGGAUGAUGUUCCCAUGGUCCUAGUGGGGAACAAAUGUGAUUUGGCCAGGACUGUGGACACCAAGCAAGCUCAGGAACUUGCCAGAAGCUAUGGCAUUGAGUUUGUAGAAACCUCUGCCAAAACCAGACAGGGAGUCGAGGAUGCUUUCUACACCCUUGUCCGUGAGAUCCGGCAUUAUCGCAUGAAAAAGCUCAACAGCAGAGAAGACAGAAAGCAGGGCUGUCUGGGCGUGUCCUGUGAAGUCAUGUGACCGCACUGUCUCCUUUUUUGUGUUUGUUUUUUGGAAGCAGUUUGUUGAGCAGGCAGCUGGAAGCCUCAUGACCACCGUGUGCAUGCGCAGAUUUCGCCCUCUGCUGGCUAAAAGGGAUUCAUGCACUGGUCAUCUUUCCGGGUUGGCCUGCUGUAAUAUAUAUAUAAAUGAGGCCAAUGGACAUUGUGUUUUAACCGAGGCUUAGUACUUAGGUUUUUCCCUCUUCCUUUGGAAGACCAACUUAAAACGGGCAUUGAGGUUGGGCAUUGGAUGAGUCUACAUUCUCUUCUGACCCCUUAUAAACAUGAGAUCAUCAAGCACAUUGGCAUUGAGGAAAAUAAAUCCAAAAUUAAUAUUCAUGUCACAUUUUACCCCAAAAUCUAAAGGAAUUAUUAUUAUUGUUUUCAUAAUUUAUCACAUUUUACCAUCAAAUUCUUAUCAUAGUUCUUGUAGAUGCUUCUUUUAAUAGACAUCAAAUAAAGGCAAAACCUACUACUGUGAUGCAUAAAUAUGAAUAUAUCAUUUCCUUAUUAACAUAAUGGUAAUUGAGAAGGAAAUGUGCAUAUUUACCAAACAUUUGAUACAAAAAGACCACAAUGCCAAAAAUUCUAGACGUCCUAACAUAUACACACACAAAUAUAUAAUUUCAGAUUGAUUAUUUUAAUUUCAGGCUUAUAUUUGGAGCUGUUCUUUGCAAGGUUUUUUCACCUUGGAAUGUUUUACAAUACAUCUAUAUAUCCAGAAGAAACUGUUUUCAAGUUAUUUUGUUCAGGAUUAAUAUAAUUUAUGACAUUUUCAUCUUCUCAGAGUUUGUAAAGGCCUCAGAAGAGAAUGAGUGAAAUGCCCUUUAAUCUUAAUCCGCAGGUUCAAUGCUCAGGAAUACUGUGAACUCAGAACUUCUUCUUCAAAAAAAGUGUGGAAUUUUUCUCUUCUGUUUUUUUAUUUUUAUUUUAAUGGUAGCCAAAGACCUUUAGCAUUUACCGUUUUUAGAUAUGUUUGCUCUAGAGUUUCACCUUCUUUGCUCUCAGAUGAUAAUUGUAUAUAUUGAUAUAUAAUACUUUAAUGAUUUGGUUUAGCUGCAGAAAAUUGGAUUGGAUUUUAAGCAUAGGGGUUUGAUGGAUUUUUACCUUUAAGGGCCUUUUGAAUCAUGGUGCUGCUGGUGUUCAUGCCAAAUCUGCGUGCCGCCUUCUGUGUCCUAUAUAGCAUGACAUCUUUUAGCUCCUAUUAAUGUCUUAAAUCUUCCAACAAAUGAGUUUUUCUUGGAAGUGUAACGGAUCAGAGUAAGGUUUGUUGCAUUGUUUCCAUGCCUGAGGUCUCCUCUUGAGAGCCACUGAAGGUUUCCCAAGAAGUUUAAAUGAUCUUUCUUGUUGACUAUCGUGUUAUUUAUAUGGCAUUUGUCUGAAACUGUGCCUGAUUUCAUUGAGAAUGAAAUCUGCAAUGUGGUGUUGUUAUUACUGCGGUUGCGUUUGGCCUUCUGUCCUCACACUAACAGAGGCAAGAUGUUUGCUUGAAAAUACAAACUAGGUUUGCCAUUAUGAUAACAAAUCCUUUCAUUUUUAAACUAUAUAGAAACUUGUUUUUUGUAUAUUUGUUUUGCCGUCUUGGCACACUUUAUCAGUAGCACAGACUUUCUUUAAUCAGAAAAUCAUGUGAAAAAGAGCAUUUCCUGUCUUUUACAUGUGUAACAGAUGUGCCUACCAUAUUACAAGAAGUUUAACCAGUAAAUUAACUGGAAUCUGA